Molecule: messenger RNA, 2793 nt
Organism: Chenopodium quinoa (quinoa)
Lineage: Eukaryota; Viridiplantae; Streptophyta; Magnoliopsida; Caryophyllales; Amaranthaceae
Product: G-type lectin S-receptor-like serine/threonine-protein kinase At1g11330
Exons: 2
Coding region: 1686-2174 (162 amino acids)
Biological process (GO): recognition of pollen
Source: RefSeq, a predicted model, not a curated record
AUAUUUGAUUUCAGAUUAGUAAAAAUUAUUAAAGUUUAUAUAUAUCAAGAUUUUUUUAUAUAACGCAUCUCAUAUAACAAUACGGCUAGUCAAACUCGAAAUAUUUUAAUCUACUCGUCAUAGUCGUCAAUACAGCACCAAUACACUAGAAGUCCAGAACAUCCACUAGUUUAAAGCGAGUGAGUCUGGGCGCAUAGCAUUUAUGGGCGAGUUAUGUAAAUAGGAGGGUAAGGAAGUAAUUUCCGCUGAUUCAAUUUUUGCUUCUAGAAUAAGUUGACUCUCUAGUGGUACAUUAUAAUGCACCAUUAUGCAUGUAUAAUGUACCAUUAAAGUAAAAUUUGUCUGAAUAGUACGUUUUGUGGACUAUUACGAGUGUAGUGGUACUUUUUACCAUCCUAUAACUUUCAAUUUCUUGAAAAAGCUGACUCUCUAAGGGUACAUAUAAUGUACCAUUAUGCAUGAAUAAUGUACCACUGAAAUAUAAGUUAUCUGAAUACUACUUUUUAAUUGCAAAAUUGUCAUCCUAUAUGCUUAGAAAUCAAUAGGCGCUAUGAGCCAAGACUUAACCGUUUAAAGCACUCAUAAGUUCACGUGUUUCACUCAAAGAGCUAACAGGCCUAACACCAAAGACCUCUGAAAUUCUGAGCAAAAAAAAAAAAAAAAAAAAAAAAAAAAAAAAAAAGAGAGAGAGAAAAACACACACACACAAAGCUUACCUUCAGAGCCCUGAAAUUAUCUCUAAAUUGCCAAAUAUUACAUGAUAUAAUCAAUUAAGCAAAGAAUGAUACCUAUUUUUGCAUUAAUUCCAUACAUUCUUCUUUUCAGUUCUAAAAUUUGCUCUGCAAUUGACAGUAUUACACCAACACAAUUCCUAAAAGACUCAGAAUCAAUACUUUCUAAAAAUAGCAUUUUCAAGCUAGGAUUUUUCAGCCCUCAAAACUCUUCCAAUCGUUAUGUUGGAAUCUGAUAUAAUCACCCUUUUGAAAUGGAAGUUGUAUCUUGUAUGGGUAGCUAACAGGAACAAUCCCCUCACUGAUACUUCUAUUGUACUUAAGAUAUCACUCGACGAAAAUCUGCAAGUCUCUGAUGCAAAAAUAUCAGACUGUUUGGUCAUCCAAUGUCACUCAUCCUACAGCUGGUUUCGUAGCAGCUCAACUUCAAGAUUCCGGGAACAUUUUUAUCCAAGGAUUUCCGAACAACACGAGUCGUGGCAAUGGGACGAUCAUAUGGCAGAGUUUUCAGUAUCCUGCAGACUCAGUCUUACCAAGUAUGAAGUUCAUUCUUAACAAUAAUCCUGAAUUCAGGAAAGUCGUGCAGGCCUGGAAAAGUCCUUCAGAUCCAUCAGUUGGAAGGUACUCAGUUGGUACUAACUCUAGGUUUUUUCAGAUUAUCAUAUGGGAUGGGGAUCGCCCUUAUUGGCGAAGUGGACCUUGGAAUGGAAACAUUUUCAUGGGAACAAGAUAUUAUAAUACUGGUUAUGGUAAUAUACUCAUUAACACCGGGUCAUUCGCACAGGAGGAAGUAAGAGGGAUGCUUUCUCUGGUUUUUACAGGUGCGAAUGAGACUUUGUUGCCUCGUUAUGUAAUAAUUGAUCAAGGGAUAUUAGCUGAAAGUGGUGGGAUGAUAGCAAGAAGAACAGGGGAAUUGCGUGGCAUGCCCCGGAAAAUAUAUGUGACACCUAUGGUAUGUGUGGAGAAUUUGGAAACUGCAACCCGCAGACUAAACCUAUGUGCAGCUGCUUAAAAGGGUUUGUGCCAAAGAUCGCGGAGGAAUGGAGGAGAGGAAACUGGACAAGUGGGUGUGUGAGAAGAAAGAAGCUGCAAUGUGGGGUUCAAGGGGGAAAACAAGAUGGGUUUUUGAGGUUAAAGAUGAUGAAAGUGCCAGUUAAUGCUGAUAUUGCUGAAUGGUUUGUGGGUCUGAAUCCUGAUCAGUGCAGAACAACCUGCCUGGCAAACUGCUCUUGUUUGGCUUAUACACAUGAUACUGGAACUGGAUGUAUGAGAUGGAGCGAGAACUUGAUUGACAUAGAGGACCUUUCACCUGGAGGGGUGGACCUAUUCAUUCGGCUUGAACAAUCAGAGCUAAGUACUAGUAAGAGAUAUGACUUUAGGAACAGCAGUGAUUGCCACUAUCAUAUACUUCCUGUUCAAAUGGAGAGCUCGGAAAAAGGGUAAACACACAUCGGAUAGAAAUAGAAAAUCUAAAUCAAUACCAGAGAAAAAAGCUGGGAAAGCAACAGAUUCAUAUCUAUUCAAAGACAAAACCCAAGUAAUGAUUGAAGACUUAAAAGUCUCAAAACUUGAAGAUCUGAUAAUAGCAACAGACGGCUUUAGUGAGAGUAACUUGCUCGGGAAGGGUGGUUUUGGCCAAGGUAAGAAUGAGUUCAAUUCAAACAUGAUCUUACGUAGUCUAAAAUGCAACAAAACGUAGCAGGAGAUAAUAUGAUGUUUGUUUACAGGGUAAACUAGAAAAUGGUCAAGAAAUAGCAGUAAAAAGGCUUUCAAGAGCAUCUGGGCAAGGUGUAGAAGAAUUCAUCAACGAAGUUGAAUUCAUCUAAAAACUUCAGCAAUUUCAGAUUUCUAAUAAAGCUGUAAUCAAGCGAAACAGGAACAUCAUUAUAAAACGGAGGGAAUAGUACAUGUUAAAAGAAAAAAUAAAACAAAAACACUCAAAAUUACAUUAAUUAUACUAGUUCGUAUGUGAUAUAUUGCCUUUGGAUUCUAACACCUUAUUGCAGCUAGAUUGAUGGGGCAGUAAGCUGUGUAUCUCCUUUGUGUAUCUCCUUUAUCGUUA